Molecule: messenger RNA, 1452 nt
Organism: Ceratotherium simum simum (southern white rhinoceros)
Lineage: Eukaryota; Metazoa; Chordata; Mammalia; Perissodactyla; Rhinocerotidae
Source: RefSeq, a predicted model, not a curated record
AUGUGUGUCCACUGUGACAGCGCCUGGGAGCGCUGGGCGAGGAAUCUCUGUGCCUCCUUCAGGUCCGAGUCGGAGCUCCCCUGGUCCCACCGCGUCCACGGCAUGAGCGAGGGUGUGCGUCAGCCGUCCUCAGAGUCCCGGAGACGUAGAGGUCACUGUCUGGGCGACCUGCCUCCCCCUCAGAUUGAGAUCUCGGACACGGAGCUGAGCCAGAUCAAAGGGUGGACGAUCCCAGUGCCUCCAGCAGAAGCGUCCAGUGAGCGAGCUGACCCUGAGCUGCGGAAGUCAGAUGAGCGUCUGUUAGGAUUCUUUGACAGGUGUUCCUGUGAGUGCGGGUGGACUCAGGAAGCAGCAAUUCAGCUCCCAGUCAACCCUGCUCUAGUGCUGAAGGUUGAAGAAAUUGGUGAAUGGGUCAGCGAGCGGGCACGUUGGACCAGCAGAGGAGCCAAGUCCUUUCAUUUCACUCUGCCCACCCGGGAGAGUGAGGACGAGGAGGACGAGCAGAGGAAGGGGAGGGGGUGCUCCCUGCAGUACCAGCACGCCACGGUGCGCGUCCUCACCCAGUUCCUGGCAGAGUCGCUCAACCUAGCUCAGCUGAGCUACAUGCUGGGCCCCGACUGGCAGUUUGACAUCACUGACCUGGUGACGGAUUUCAUGAAGGUGGAGGAGGCGAAAAUUGCCCAGUUACAGGAUGGCAGGACCCUGGUGGGUUGGGAGCUGGGAAUCACCACUAUUCAGGUCCUCUCGCCUCUCUCUGACUCCAUCCUGGCUGAGAAGACCGUGAUCGUUCUGGACGACCGUGUCACCAUCGUGGACCUGGGCGUGCAGCUGGUGACUGGCAUGUCCCUUUCCCUGCAGCCUCAGAGAGUGGACAAAAGAGCCAUCGUCUCAAUGGCAGCCGCCCAGAACGUUCUCCAAGCCCGACAGCAGGUGAGUUCUUGGAAUUUGUUCAGUGAUGGUUCAAUGACACCCUUAGACAUUUAUGAUCCUAAGAAUUUUUUCCAUUACUAUACUACCUCAUCAUGGGAUGAAAUGAUGGUGUCUGUGCAAGCAAACUUCCAGUCCAAAUGGUCAGUUGUGGUGGCAGAGGGUGAAGAGCAAGGACCCUUGAUUAAAUUAGAAGUGAUGAUUAGUGAACCUUGUCAGAAGACCAAGAGGAAGAGUGUUCUUGCCAUGGGUAAAGGAAAUGUCAAGGUCAAAUUUGAACCAAAUAUUGAUGAUCACCAAGGAGGCACCAGUGAUAUUUAGGGCAUAAAUCGUGAAUAUAAAGACCACCUCAGUCACUCCACAGAGGGUGAAGGAAACCAGGAGAGAGCGGUUCAGGAAUGGUUCCAACAUGGCACCUCUGUUGGCCAAGAGGAAGCUACCAACAAAAGCACAAUCCCACAGUCUCCCAUGGAAGGAAAGGAUAAGAAAUUGCUCAAGAGUGGUGGUCCAGUGGCUCGGGAAUGA